Zygosaccharomyces rouxii is the source of this 999-nucleotide messenger RNA. It is a transcript of the gene VPS74, whose product is annotated as Vps74p. Bases 1 to 999 code for a protein of 332 amino acids. Gene Ontology annotation, biological process: Golgi organization; Golgi to plasma membrane protein transport; retrograde vesicle-mediated transport, Golgi to endoplasmic reticulum. The record is from RefSeq and is a predicted model, not a curated record. Lineage: Eukaryota; Fungi; Ascomycota; Saccharomycetes; Saccharomycetales; Saccharomycetaceae. Gene Ontology annotation, molecular function: phosphatidylinositol-4-phosphate binding. The transcript has a single exon. Gene Ontology annotation, cellular component: Golgi cisterna; cytosol; trans-Golgi network.
AUGUCAGGUUUGCAACGUCGCAGAGUGAAUAGAGUGGAUUCGAGUGGAUCCAAUAAUGAACCAACGCGUGGGCUAGAGGCGCAAGAAGACAGUUCAUCAAAGAAGGUAGCAUAUGACCCUGAAGAAGUUAAGCUGACGGAUAAUGUGGAGGUACCCAAAUUGACUUUAAUGGAGGAGGUCCUUUUAUUAGGUCUUAGGGAUAAAGAAGGGUACCUAUCAUUUUGGAAUGAUAACAUUUCUUAUGCGUUACGUGGAUGUAUUGUGAUCGAAUUGGCUUUAAGAGGUAAAAUUCGUGUAGUAGACGAUUCUGCAAGGAAGAGAUUUGACGUAUCCGAAAGGUUAAUUGAAGUUACUGAUUCCAGUAAGACCGGAGAAGUUUUAUUAGAUGAGGCUUUACAAUUAAUGAAAUGCGAUGAACCAUUAUCAAUCACCAAUUGGAUUGAUCUACUCAGUGGUGAAACUUGGAAUCCAUUAAAGAUCAACUAUCAAUUAAAGCAAGUUCGUGAAAGACUAGCAAAGGGACUCGUAGACAAAGGUGUCUUAAGAACCGAAAUGAAGAAUUUCUUUUUAUUCGAUAUGGCAACUCAUCCAGUUACAGACACUAGUUGCAAAGAAGCAAUUAAGAGACGUAUCCUGUCUGUUCUUGUGCCCCGUAACUUGGAGUUGAAUUACAACGAUUAUUUUUCGGAAAGAGUCUCAUUUAAGUUAAUCAGAACUAUUGCAUUGAUUUGUGGAGCUUAUCGUGCUAAUGUAUUAGAAAAUGUAUUAACUUCUUUGGGAUAUGAAAAAAGAGACAAUGCAAUUGGUAGAGCAGAUGAGAUUUUAAAACAAUUUUCAGAGUAUCCAUUUGAUUUAGAUACGCAAACAGAAUCGGGUAUUUCAAUCAAUUUAAACAAAGAAGUUGGGCAAGAAUUACAACAACAUCCAGAAUCUACCCUACAAUUAGAGGUUUUAGCAGGUGUAUUCGAAGUGUUUUCAAGAAUGGACAUGCUGUUGUAA